This is a messenger RNA of Galendromus occidentalis (western predatory mite), 904 nucleotides long. RefSeq names its product mitochondrial ribosomal protein S2 (gene mRpS2). Gene Ontology annotation, cellular component: mitochondrial small ribosomal subunit; ribosome. The record is from RefSeq and is a predicted model, not a curated record. Gene Ontology annotation, molecular function: structural constituent of ribosome. Lineage: Eukaryota; Metazoa; Arthropoda; Arachnida; Mesostigmata; Phytoseiidae. Gene Ontology annotation, biological process: translation. The coding region runs from base 40 to 807 and encodes 255 amino acids. The transcript is spliced from 4 exons.
AUCAAAACAUACAACGCGCCCUCUUCCUCGCAGUCGUGAAUGGUCGCCAUGCGUGGACUCCGCGCACUCGAUCCGAUUUUUCGGCGUACCGUACCGUUCGGUAUCGCUCGAGGCGUGUCCACCGACGUCGAGCUCGCCGCCAAUGACGCUCUGCUUCCUAAAGCGUAUGCAUUGCUUCGAGAACCCGACGCCUUCAAAGUCAAGGAUCUGGUAUCCAUUAGCGAGAUGAUGGAAAACCGAAUGCAUCUCGGACACAAAAAAACUCUUCUCAACCCGUUUAUGAAACCCUUCAUCUAUGGCAGUCGUUUCGAUCAGCUCAUCAUCGAUCUUGAACAGAGUCGCGAGCAUAUGGUGAAGGCGUUGAAUUUCGUUGCUCAUAUCGCGUACAAUGAUGGUAUCAUCUUGCUCAUAAGUCGUCAUAAUGAAACAGCGCAUGAGGUUGAAAAAUGCGCCAUGGAAUGUAAGGAGUUCGCCCAUGUUCGACCCUGGUAUCAGGGAAUGCUGACGAACUGUGGUACUUCUUUCGGCACAGAAAUCAGAUUGCCGGAUCUGGGCUUAUUCAUAACGACCAGGGGUUCGCAAACGGCUGCGAAUGAAUUCGCAAAACUCAUGAUUCCAUCGGUUGGAGUCGUGGACACCGACACGGAUCCGCGACUCAUCACGUACCCUGUUCCCGGUAACGACGAUUCCACCGAGACCAUAAGGUACUACAUCCGUCUCUUCAAAGAAGCGAUUCUCAGGGGGAAGGAAAGACGGAAACGAGACUUAGAGGAUUCUGGGAGCAAAUCCCGAGAAGUACUGAGCUAGAGGUAGUUCAGCGAAUCGCGUGUAGAUAUAUUGAUUAGGAUUGCCGUUGAUAUAUGGAAGACCUCAGCCGAAGGAAAUAAAAUUCGUACUUUACUAU